This is a messenger RNA of Alternaria atra, 621 nucleotides long. RefSeq lists its product as uncharacterized. The record is from RefSeq and is a predicted model, not a curated record. The transcript has a single exon. Bases 1 to 621 code for a protein of 206 amino acids. NCBI's taxonomy places the organism in Eukaryota, Fungi, Ascomycota, Dothideomycetes, Pleosporales, Pleosporaceae.
AUGAUUCUCGAAGCGCCUCCUCCUCGUCGCUACAUUUCCAGCGCGCCCAUCUCCCUCAGCGCUGCAUCCAGCAUUCUAGAAAAGUACCUCUCAAACUCAGAAACGCACCCACACCUCCACCCCGAUGCGACAAUCACACCAGAAGGCGUCGCAUUCAAUGCGCAAGGCGGUGCCAUGGGUAACCCAAUUAUGCACCACUUGCGCCGUGUAGCAGCGGGUAUGCGCGGCGAGUACCAAGAGCCAGAGCGAGCGCUGGAUCUCGAAGAAGACCAACAAGAUGUCACCGCCGACGUCACUGUUAGUGGUGGCAAGGGCAAGACGGGCAAGAAAGCUGCAGGUGCCGAUGACGACUGGCAAGACUUGGCCUCGUAUCAAGCGGAGCAAGGGGACAUUGAGAUUGGCGAGAUUGGGGAUAGGACAAACGUUGUGCAGGAGGGUGGUGAGGAGCCCCAAGUACAAUCGACCAAGGGCAAGGACAAGAAGAAGAGGAAGAACGAGCAGGCGGAGGAGCAGGCCCCAGCGGAUGGCCAGAUAGACAAGGAAGCGAGGAAGAGGGCGAAGAAGGAGCGAGAUCAGCAAAGGAAAAAGGACAAGGCGGCCAAAGGGAAGUCGACUGAGUAA